AUGGUUUAUAAAACCAUUUUCACUGCUCUGGUGCUCUCUGGACUGUCAUUUGCGGCCGAUGUACCUUACAAUCUCAGGAUUCGCAAUGUCCAGGCGGCUCCCGACGGCUUUCAGCGUUCUGUUGUUUCCGUCAAUGGUCUCAUCCCAGGCGCGUUAAUUACUGCAAAUAAAGGCGAUACUUUACUCAUCAAUGUCACCAACGAGCUUACGGAUGCUAGCAUGCGUCGUGCUACCACUAUUCACUGGCACGGUCUGUUUCAAGCCAAGACGGCAUCCGAGGACGGACCAGCAUUUGUUACACAAUGCCCGAUUUCCCAGUUCAGUUCAUACACAUACCGAAUUCCACUGGGUCAGCAGACUGGGACCUUUUGGUAUCAUAGUCACCUUUCCAGUCAAUAUGCUGAUGGGCUGCGAGGCCCUCUUGUCGUAUAUGAUCCUCAGGACCCUCACCGUAGUCGCUAUGAUGUGGACGAUGCAUCUACGAUAAUCGUGCUUGAAGACUGGUAUCAUACUCCAGCACCGACCUUACAAGCACAGUUCUUCGACACCAAUAAUACUGCACUGGCUGCCCCUGUGCCAGACUCGGGCUUGGUUAACGGUCGUGGUCGUUACGUAGGGGGCCCACAGGCUCCUCGCUCGGUCAUCAAUGUCCAGAGAGGAAGAAGGUAUAGGUUCCGUGUUAUUAAUACCUCUGCCAUUGGGUCGUACACUUUUUCAAUUGAAAAUCAUCGCAUGACCAUUAUCGAAGCGGAUGGUAUUCCUCAUCAGCCAUUGGUUGUAGACAGCUUUCAAAUCUACGCUGGCCAACGGUACUCGGUUGUGGUGGAGGCUAAUCAAACUGUUGCAAACUACUGGGUCCGCUCUCCUAUGACUGUAGCGAAUGCGGCCAACAAUCCCAAUCUCGAUGCAACUAAUGUUUUUGCCAUUCUUCAUUACCAAGGUGCUCCCAAUGCCGAGCCCACAACAGAGCAGGGAACAGCAAUAGGCACUCCUUUAGUCGAAGAGAACCUUCACGCAUUGAUCAAUCCUGGUGCUCCGGGGGGCUCUAAUCCGGCUGAUGUUCAAGUCAAUCUGACAAUAGGGCGCACUACAAUUGACGGGAGUGUCGCAUUUACUUUUAACGGGAUUCAAUAUCAUUCGCCAAGUUUACCGACCUUAUUGAAGAUACUGGCUAACAACGCCACGACCAACGCAGACUUUGGUACGGAUGAACAUACGCUUACCUUGCCUUUCAAUAAAACAAUUGAACUGGUUAUCACUGGUGGUGUUGAUCACCCCAUACAUUUACAUGGUCAUGUUUUCGAUGUCGUCCAAUCCCUCGGAGGCUCGAUUAACUAUGUCAAUCCACCUCGUCGUGAUGUUGUCCGUGUCUCUAGCACGGGUGUUAUUCUGCGUUUCCGGACCGACAAUCCUGGGCCUUGGUUUGUCCAUUGCCAUAUUGAUUGGCACCUUGAAGCUGGCCUUGCCGUUGUGUUUGCAGAAGCCCCUAGUGAGACCCGUACCGGAGCGCAAAGAGUCGUACCUGCACCUGGGUGGGACCAACUGUGUCCCAAAUAUGCGUCGUUACCGGCGGCACUCCAAUAG
Rhizoctonia solani is the source of this 1584-nucleotide messenger RNA. Its product is annotated as Multicopper oxidase. Bases 1 to 1584 code for a protein of 527 amino acids. NCBI's taxonomy places the organism in Eukaryota, Fungi, Basidiomycota, Agaricomycetes, Cantharellales, Ceratobasidiaceae. The transcript has 22 exons. The record is from RefSeq and is a predicted model, not a curated record. Gene Ontology annotation, molecular function: copper ion binding; oxidoreductase activity.